AUGGCGUUUUCGCUACCCUCACGUGCGGCGGCGGCGGCGCUGCUUCUCAUCCUGACCAUACUGAUUGACUGCGUCCUGUGCUCUUCUCCUGCGACGGUGGCGGUAGACGACGACCACCUGCCGAAUCCCAGCUGGAGUCGCACCUGCACCUCCCCGUACGAGGUCUGCUCCACCAUCGAGGUGUAUCAGUACUGGGAGGAGAAGAAGAAUCGCUUGAGUUUCACUGUGGAUGCAUUAAUGAAAGACCCGAGCGAGAAGGGUGUGCUCACUGUGUGGAUGGUGAUGGAUGACCCAGACAUCAACGUAGCAAAGGGCAUCUUUCGUGAAGGCAUCAACGUCGUCAUUGUGCACCCGCGCGGGUCAAGGGAAACGCCAUCGUUUAUGACGUGCGCCAAUACGUCGAGUCCCUACAACAGUCAGUGCUGGAUGUCUACGGCGUGUGCGACCGAGCUGGCGGCGGCAGCGAAAGCCAAGGACAAUCCUCUGAACAUGUCGCACUACUCAGCGGACCAGGCGGUGCACGAUCUCAACUGGGCACUGCGCACCCUCGGCGAUGGCCGACCCAAUGUGGUGUUGGGCCAGGGCCUGAGCAGCAUGCUGGCCAUUCGUCUCCUGCAGUACCACAGCGAUAUCAAGGCAGCAGUGGUGCUGCUGGACUACGCGCACCCGCUCGUGUUUGACGUGUACAACUACUUCGGUGGCGGCGGCAUGGAUGCUGCCCUGCAGCACAUCCUCGCGCUGUGCGAUGACCAGGCAGCGUGUGUGGGACGACUGGGCGCCACUGAGGGGUCGUUGAACCGUCUUAAGGCGGUCAUGGCUAUGGCAAAGAAGGGCAAGCUCUCGUGCGCAUCGCGGCUAAAGUGGACCGGCGGCAAAGGCGGUGGCGACGCCUUUGCAGGUGAGCUGCGUGCGGUACUGGCCCUGAUGCUGCGGUACCCCGUCUACCCCUUUCUUGCAAGCAAGGCAGAUCUGCUGAACUUGAUCCCGUCGCUGCUGUACAGGGUGCAGCGCUGCAAUAACAAGGAUGUCGCGGCGCUCAACAAGCUCUUCGAAUACUUGAGUGGCGCACGGAACUACGAAUGCCCUGACAGUGUCACCCUGCAGAUGCACUGGCUCGUGAACGACUUCCUUCAGGCAGCGCCGCCGACCAACGUUGACUCUUUUCGCAGCAAAGCAGCGGCGAGGCAUCUGCUCCUACCUCCUUCCAGUGCGCUGUCCUCGUUUCACGCUGCCGCCGCCAAGUUCCCACGUCUUUCUCGCAGCGCUGCCUCGCAGGUGCUCCCGGUCAAUGCUACACAGCAGGUUCUUUUGCUAACCGCCGACGUAGACGCACUGCUGCCCGAAGGUGCAGCCAGCCAGGUUGCCAUGGCCUUUCGCCAGCUUGGGAAUUCGGUUCAGCUGCGUCAGCUGCGAGGUAUCGUGAACCAACCUGCCGCCGCCCUUACGCCGUGUCUGGUAAACAAUCUGAAGAUGCUCAAGGAGCGUGGCGUUUGGGCGGAUCACGCUCAGUGCACAAUCAAUACCGCCCACAGGAUCGACUUCAUCAACGGUGCGACUGACGUCUACUACGGCACCGCUGACGCCUGGGACUUUGACAAGCCAAACACUGACGAGACAAGCGGAGAUCGUGGUGACGACGAUGGAGGCAAGAGAAGCCUGCGUAAUUUGUGGCGUCUUGUUGCCCGCGUCCUGCUCGUGCUGAUACUGCUCGUGGGCAUUAGUGCCGGUGGCUACUUUGCUUACCACUAUCUUGCGGCGAACGGCAUCUUCCGUUAUAGCCGCGUCAGCGACAACUUUUACGAUAAUCUGCACCAAUAG
This is a messenger RNA of Leishmania braziliensis MHOM/BR/75/M2904, 1818 nucleotides long. RefSeq lists its product as hypothetical. The transcript has a single exon. Lineage: Eukaryota; Euglenozoa; Kinetoplastea; Trypanosomatida; Trypanosomatidae. The record is from RefSeq and is a predicted model, not a curated record. The coding region runs from base 1 to 1818 and encodes 605 amino acids.